This is a messenger RNA of Closterium sp. NIES-65, 1080 nucleotides long. The record is from the annotation of a GenBank genome assembly. Lineage: Eukaryota; Viridiplantae; Streptophyta; Zygnematophyceae; Desmidiales; Closteriaceae.
AUGCUAACUCGGUCGCCAACGUCGCCAACCUACAGCCGUCGCAGGGCCAGCAGGGGAGCGCAGGGUGGCGGAGAAAGUCGGGCGACUACUGCAUUCCUCUCCUCCCCUCCUUCCCCUCGCCCGUCCUUUCCUUCCCUCCUUCCCUACAUCUCUCCUUUCCUCCCCUCCUCGCCUCAGGUCUCCCCGUCUCGCAUUCAAGUGCGAAGCGCGGCCGCGGAUUCGUCAAGCGGCCACGGCAGGGCGAGCAGGGAGGCGCAGGCCGCCAAGGAGGCCAUGGAGAUGCUGUGGCGCUCGCACAGCGGGGGCGGUGCUGCUGACGGGCUGAAUCAAAGCGGGGUGAACCACAGCGGAGGAGUGAGCCAUGGUGGGAUGCAGCAGGCUCACGCGCAGCCGCUGUCCAUGCCUGGCGGGGGGUUUGAGUAUGGCGAGGAGGAGGGGGAGGGUGCGGGCCCAGGGGGGUUCACCCCAGAGAGCGUGCGAUCGUUGCUGGAGGCUCUUGAACUGGAGGCGGCAGAGGAGUCGAAACACGCGCUCAGCAUCGUGGACCGCGUGCUGUGGGUGGACAAGCGAGUGCGCGACUACAUGACGCCCAACCCCAUCUGCCUGCACCGUGACAUGUCGCUCCGCGACGCCGCUCAGAUCUUCCUGCGCCAUCGCAUCAGCGGGGCGCCAGUGGUGGAGGAGGCGGAUGCAGAGGUUGACGGGGUGGGGCUGGGCAAGGUGGUGGGUGUGCUGUCUCAGCGCGACAUCAUGUGGAAGGAGCUCCGGACGCAUGGCAUGGCGGAGGAGGAGUUUCUACGGCGCCUGGCCAACUACCAGGACCACCUCAACCAGGGGCCUCGGGUGGACAAGCUGCGCCAGCACCUCAGAAAGGCUGCCUCGCUACGGGUGGAGGAGUCGAUGACGGACACGGUGCUGCAGGUGGAGGAGGACUCGUUCAUGGUGGACGCCACUGAGAUCAUGCUCAACUGCAAUGUGUCUCGCCUGCCUGUGGUGGCGCGGCUCCCGGAUGGUCGCAGGACUCUCACAGGCAUCAUCACAUGCAGCGACAUUCUGCGGCACACGCUGCUGCUGCUCUAG